Messenger RNA from Triticum dicoccoides, 2141 nucleotides. RefSeq lists its product as uncharacterized. The coding region runs from base 694 to 2031 and encodes 445 amino acids. The transcript is spliced from 4 exons. NCBI's taxonomy places the organism in Eukaryota, Viridiplantae, Streptophyta, Magnoliopsida, Poales, Poaceae. Gene Ontology annotation, molecular function: protein binding. The record is from RefSeq and is a predicted model, not a curated record.
UCGAUUGCUUCCGUGGCUAAACGAAAAGGCUCACCCUGUGAACAAGGGGAUAGUUCUCAAGAUGGCAAAAGAAUGAGAUUGUCGGGGCCAGACCUUCCAAUGGUACUGGGUAUAAUAUUGCUAUGUUUUUGAUCGGCCUGGUGGUCAUGGGUACUCUAUUACACAAAUUGUUACAAACAAAUCUUUCAAUACUUCACUACUUUGUCAUUAUGACAGUAAAGUGAACUGUAGCUUUGCUAGUACAAAUUAUAUAUUCCCCAUAUCUGGCAUACGCAGUUUAAUAAAAAUCACAUCAUUCAGAACACCGCCACCUUUGCCUUCUUACCGCAGCUCUUUGCUUUCCACAUUCAAAACCAUUUUUUUUUUAAUUUGCCCAGCACUUAACUUUCCACAUUCUGACUAGCUGGGUAACUGGUUUCAUCUCCUCAUCGUGAAACCUUUUACCUGAUCCUUGUGCCAGAACAUAUUUCAGGCAUGACUGCAGUGAUAAUGCCUACUUCCUUGCCUAACUGCAGAUUUCUCUUCCUGAAGACAUGCUUAUUUCAGUCCUAAUAAAUGGAAUAGGACAAAAAUGCCAACUAUCUCUUUAGAUUGUUAAUGCCAAAGCUUUGACCAAUCCAGGUCCCAAACUCUCCUCUUAAAUUCACACCUCUCUAUCAGGACAUCUGGCAUCAUAUAAGUUCCCUACUGCCAAUGAGAGAUGCUGCCCGAGCUAGCUGCGUUUCUUGUGCAUUUGAAUGUUCCUGGAGAUACUAUCCCAACCUCACUUUUUGUACGAGUAAAAUGAGCCUAAAUGGACAGCAUUUCGUCAACAAAGUUGACCAAAUUAUGAAAAAACACUCGGGCAUUGGCAUGAAGACGUUCGAGUUUGAAUACAAUGGUCCUUGCUUUGACACCAGUAAACUCAACGAUUGGCUUCAGAUUGCUGUUACUUCAGGGAUUGAAGAACUCGAGAUUUCACUGUAUCUGGCAAACAAGGCAGAGCACUACAACUUCCCGUGCUCACUUUUAUUCUCUGGGAGUGGAGGAAACUCAAUUCGGAGGCUUGACCUCAGCGGAUGCGCCUUCCAUCCCAUGGCUGGACUUGGUUGCUUGACAAGGCUGGAUCUGCUUUCGGUGCAUAUUACGGAGGAUGAGUUAGGAUGCCUUCUUUCCAGUUCUUUUGCUUUGGAGGAACUGCAUCUCACAGAGUGCAGCGACAUCAUUUGCCUCAAGAUACCUUGCCUGCUACACCGGCUCAGCAAGCUGAACGUGUCUGAUUGCGAUGCACUGAAAGGUAUAGAGAAUAAAGCUCCAAAUCUCCGCACUGUUUCUAUCGAUAGUUACAUAGUACACCAUUCUAUUGGAGAUUCAUUGCGAGUGAAGGACCUUGAAAUGGUCCGCUUCUCUGAGUUUAACCUCAUUCAUCAUACUUGUGCCAAGCUUCCAGCAUGUAUGCCAAAUCUUGAAACUCUCAGCAUUCGUUCGACUGGUGAGAUGUUCAGCACACCAUCAGCACCUCUUGAAUUCUUCCACCUCAAGCAAUUGGACAUUCGUCUUGAUGCUGAAAGUGGGGCAUUUUCCCCAAACUCCGAUUAUUUUUCUCUAGUCGUUUUUUUGGAUGCCUGCCCUAUCUUGGAGACUUUCAGGCUGGAAGUUAUACAGACUCGCAUGAAGCAUGUUUCAGUUCUUCAAGAUUCCUCGCAUCUGAGGCAGAUUCCAGGACUCCGGCAUGGCAACAUCAAGAAGGUGGAGAUCAUCGGCUUCUGCUCUGCGAAGAGCAUGGUCGAGCUGACCUGCCAUAUUCUUGAGAAUGCAACAUCACUCGAGUGCCUUACAUUGGACACCAUCUCAGGUGGUAUUGGUAUUGGCGAUGUAGAUGCUUAUAGGCUGAAUAGACACAAAUUCGGUGUAUGCUUCAGUGAAGGCAGGCACAUGAUCGUGGAAGCCCACAAAGCGGUCUUGGCUAUCGAAAGACACGUUAUGGUGAAAGUCCCCUCCACUGUCAAGUUAAAUGUUAUCAAGCCCUGCAGCCGUUGCCAUGUUGUUUAACGACGGCGGCCAUCCAAAGCUAUAGCAACUAUCUAGUGUUUAGUUACCGAGGAAAAAUAGAACUACCAAGUGUUCAACAGCUGCAAGAUUAUAUGGGUUGUGUUUCUUUC